AUGCCCAAUCAUCCUCCUGUGGUUGCAGGGAGCAUUCAGCAGGUGGGGGAUCUCUGCGCCGAGUGUUCCAGCCGAGACGGCAGCUCCCUGGGCCCCGCCCGUGAGGGAACCAGUGCCCAGGGUCGUGGCGCCCUGCGCUGGGUGGCCGGCCGGGGGCGGGGCCCGGGAGCUGCGCAGGCGCGCGUCAGAGCUCCAGCUGUGCGCCGCCGCUACGCUGGGAGCGCCCGGGGUCGAAGGGGGGUCUGGGCGGAUGGCCCGGCAGCUGGCGCGCUGGUUCGGCCUGCGGCUGCGGGCAGGGGAACUGGGCGCAGCAUGCUCGCCGCCGCCGUGGGGAGUCUCCUACGUCCCGGCCCGGGGAGCCUCCUCCGAUGUGCCCCGGGGACGACUCUCCGGUCCCGGGGUCUCCCCGGCUACUCCACAGGCGGGACCCCCAGGGGCUCUGGGCCCCAAGAUCCGGGAAAGGUUCACAGGGUCCCCGCCGAGCACACGCCCUCGCAAUUCGACAAGAAAAUCUUGCUGUGGACCGGGCGUUUCAAAGCGAUAGAAGAGAUCCCGCCUCGGAUCCCGCCAGAAAUGAUAGAUGCUGCAAGAAACAAAGCUCGAGUGAAAGCUUGUUACAUAAUGAUUGGACUCACAAUUAUCGCAUGUUUUGCUGUGAUAGCGUCAGCCAAAAGGGCUGCAGAACGACAUGAAUCCUUAACAAGUUGGAACCUAGCAAAGAAAGCUAAGUGGCGUGAGGAAGCCGCACUGGCUGCACAGGCUAAGGCUAAGUGACAUUCUGAGUGAGAGAGUGUUAAUCAGAAUAUCAUCUCUAUUAUCGGCAAAAAUAAAAGAUAGGUAGAAUAGACUAUUUGGCAAAAUAUUUGCCAUUAUUUUAUUUUGGUGGAAAGAAGCACAAAGUCUUUUUAUUUUUACUUUUUAGUAAACUUCUCUUGAAGUCUAACAGACAUUUAGAAAAGUGAACGUAAGUUUAUACAUCUUGAUGCAUUUUUAUACAGUGAACACACCUGCCUAAGCACUGCCCAGAUCAAGAUGUAGAAUAUCAACAGCACGUAAGAAGCCUCCUUCCUGCCCUGUCUCAGUCAUUACCCUACACUGUGCCAGUUUUAUCACCAUAGAUAGUUUUCUUGUUUUUGAACUUCAUAUAAAUGGAAUUACACAAUA
Messenger RNA from Manis javanica (Malayan pangolin), 1164 nucleotides. It is a transcript of the gene FAM162B, whose product is annotated as family with sequence similarity 162 member B. The record is from RefSeq and is a predicted model, not a curated record. NCBI's taxonomy places the organism in Eukaryota, Metazoa, Chordata, Mammalia, Pholidota, Manidae.